Harpia harpyja (harpy eagle) is the source of this 3746-nucleotide messenger RNA. RefSeq names its product solute carrier family 22 member 4-like. The transcript has 10 exons. Lineage: Eukaryota; Metazoa; Chordata; Aves; Accipitriformes; Accipitridae. The record is from RefSeq and is a predicted model, not a curated record. Gene Ontology annotation, molecular function: transmembrane transporter activity; ATP binding. Gene Ontology annotation, biological process: transmembrane transport; carnitine transport. Gene Ontology annotation, cellular component: membrane. The coding region runs from base 39 to 1700 and encodes 553 amino acids.
UGCGCGCAGAGGCGCGGAAGAGCGGCGGGGGCCGCGCCAUGCGCGACUACGAUGCGGCCACCGCUUUCCUGGGCGAGUGGGGCGUCUUCCAGCGGCUCGUCUUCUUCCUCCUCAGCGCCAGCAUCGUUCCCAACGGCUUCAACGGGAUGUCGGCCGUUUUCCUGGCCGGCACCCCCGAGCACCGGUGCGCCGUGCCCCGCGGGGCCAACCUGAGCGGCGAAUGGCGCAACGCCAGCAUCCCGCUGGAGCUGCGGGAAGGGCGGGCGGCGCCGAGCCGCUGCCGCCGGUACCGCCUGGCCGCGCUCGCCAACUUCUCGGCGCUGGGGCUGCGGCCCGGCUCCGACGUGGAGCUGGGGUCGCUGGAGCAGGAGCCCUGCCUGGACGGCUGGGAGUACAGCCGCGACGUCUACCGCUCCACCAUCGUCACCGAGUGGAACCUGGUGUGCGAGGAUGACUGGAAAGCCCCGCUGACCACCUCCCUCUUCUUCGUGGGGGUCCUCAUCGGCUCCUUCAUCUCGGGGCAGCUCUCGGACAGGUUUGGCAGGAAGAAUAUCCUUUUCUCAACGAUGGCCGUGCAGACUGGCUUCAGCUUCCUGCAGAUCUUCUCUACCAGCUGGGAGAUGUUCACAGUGCUCUUUCUCAUAGUGGGGAUGGGACAGAUCUCUAACUACGUGGUGGCCUUCAUACUGGGAACAGAAAUUCUUGGCAAAUCAGUUCGUAUUAUAUUCUCUACAUUAGGAGUUUGCAUAUUUUUUGCAAUUGGCUACAUGUUGCUGCCACUGUUUGCUUACUUCAUCAGAGACUGGCGGAUGCUGCUGCUGGCGCUCACUGUCCCGGGGCUGUUCUGCAUCCCGCUAUGGUGGAUCAUUCCUGAAUCCCCUCGGUGGCUGAUCUCCCAGGGAAGAUAUAAGGAGGCAGAAGUUAUUAUCCGAAAGGCUGCAAAAAUAAAUGGCGUUCCAGCCCCAGCCGUGCUUUUCGACACCACGGAGAUGCAGGAUUCGAAGCCUCAGCAGCAGCAGAAGGCUAUCCUUCUGGACCUAUUUCGAACCCGAAACAUUGCAACUAUUACUAUUAUGUCAUUACUUUUGUGGUUUUUCACGUCAGUUGGUUACUUUGGCUUGUCCCUCAGCACUCCAAACUGGCAUGGAAAUGCUUACAUCAACUGUUUCCUCUCGGCUGUUAUUGAAGUUCCAGCUUACGUGAUUGCCUGGCUUCUCCUCCGCUCCCUCCCUCGGCGCUACUCCUUAUCUGGCACCUUGUUUUUAGGGGGAGGUGUUGUCCUCUUCAUUCAGCUGGUUCCUGCAGAUUUUAAUGUCCUGUCUGUUGGCCUGGUGAUGCUUGGAAAAUUUGGCAUCACAGCUGCAUUUUCAAUGCUUUAUGUCUACAAUGUGGAGCUAUACCCAACGCUAGUGCGAAACAUGGCAGUCGGAGCUACUUCCACGGCUUCCAGGCUGGGCAGCAUCAUCGCUCCGUACUUCGUGUACCUGGGUGCCUACGACAGAUUCCUACCAUAUAUCCUGAUGGGAAGCCUGACUGUGCUGAUCGGAAUCCUUACCCUGUUUCUCCCAGAAAGCCACGGCAAUCCCCUGCCUGAGAACUUUGAGCAAAUGCUGAAGGUGAAAUGUUUCAGAAAUGGGCAACAAACCACUGGCAUUAGGAAUUCAAAGGAGAAUUCUAAAAUUCUGGUAACGCCCCUGUGAAGAAGGAUGCACACUCUCAGAGGGGCUGAAAGAAGAACAAGAUCUCCGCAAAAUACGUUUUCUGCCAGAGGAAAACAAACAAAACCCAACAGUCAGUGCUACCGCACCACAGUUGUUAUCUCCUGUGCUACUGUACCCAAAUACAUAGUUUACUGAACAGAUGCUGUCUACUCCCGUAAGACUCUUGGUCUGUAAUUCAGUGUCUUGAUACCUGAGGUUUGUCAGCAGAUACAGUCCCUGUUGAGAAAUGGGGCCUGCAUGUGCUUAACAUGAUGAAUUCAAGGAGUGAGCUAGAAAUGAGCCUUAGGAAUAACACAGCAAUGACUCCAGUCAGUCAGGUUCUCCAUGAAAGCUGCUGAAAGGAAAAAAAAAAAAAGAUAGCAAACAUAAUGCUGGUGUUUUUUCUCACUGUGCAUGUUGACUGGAUGAAUGGGAGUUGGGUGUCUGUCUUUGAAAAAUCUCAGCACACGCCUCUAAAGGAAAGAUCCUGGCCUCCUUUGAAAUCUAUGACCAAAACCCGAUAGACUAAGUGGGAUCAGAAUUUAGUUGUAGCAAAGCAGACAUAGACUUCACUGUAAGGACAUGGUUUUUAAACAAGACGUCGGAGUAUCUUUUGAUGUCGCUUGCUUUUCCCAGGACCUGGGAUCCACUUGUCCCUCUGAAAGCUGAUGCUUUUUCAUAAAGCCUGAGCCCGCUGAAAUCCUUGGGCUUCCUGAAUGUUCAGUGUUUUGGGGGACGGGGGAAGCCUUUAACACAGAAGACUAUCAGCUUGCUGACUUUCUGAUGGGCCAUGCCCGCUUUCAAAAGAAACACAGGUUUUAGCAAGUCAAUGAUCCUAUCCAAACAUGCCAUGCAGUUUUAGCUUUCAGGUUUUUCAUGGUAUAUUGGCAUAAGCAGUUUUUUAGAUGUUUUGGGUUGGUGUUUUUCAAAGCAUUUCAUUUCUCCUUUGAAUAUAAACCACAUUGUUCUGUACCUUCAGAGAAAGCUCAUUGCAGUUUCAAAAGCCCCUGCAAAACCUUUAUAUACCGUUUACAAAUUUAAAGGGGGGUUGAUGCUCGCAAAAAUCUGAUGUUCUGUACUGGAGAUAUUCACCUGCAGCUAUUAAAAACGCAAAAGGGCUAAUUUGGGACCACAGUUUUUUCAAAACAAAAACCCCCACCAACAAAGCCAAUGUUUUGUUUUUCAAAUCCUAUAGGUUAUGUAUGCGGGGGUUUUUUAAAGUUCAGCAAAGCUAGAUUGGAUGAAAACAAAUUUCGAGCGUAGAGUUGUGCUACUACUGUUUUAUGAACACUACAGAGUUUGAAAAAAGUGUAAUACCUUUUAUUUUUCUAUUUAUUGGCUGUGCAUGUACUUCUUGGCCACAUAAAGUCUAUCAGACCUGGCAGACUGAUAUUUAUCCUCUAUAAAUAAUAAUCAGCCAUGAUUCACCUUCUAUAAGGGCCAACAAAAGCACACUGUUUCAUCUCUAAUGUUGAGAGUUCAUGGCAAGUUGUCUUGUGCUGGCACUUUGCACAGGAAUGAGGCUCUCCCUGUAAGUUCAAGCACAAAUAUAAAGCUUUAAAACAUUUAAAUGCAAGGAACUUGUGCAAUUAUUUCAAGCUGCUCUUUGGGAUGCGGGAAUACUACUUACUUUCAUAUUAAUUUUCUGCAGUUAUGCUUUUGCCAUAAAUGUAACGUGGCAUGAGGCAACCAUUAUCCUGUGACCGCUGAUGUUCUCAUCCCUUCUCAAGCUGGAAUUUCUCUAAUAACAGCAGUAUUUAAUCUUGGUUUUUACUUACUACAAAGUUAAUCUAUAGACUAGCUGUUUAGACAUAACUCAGUUUCUCCACAAAGCCUUUCUAUCAGCAUAGGACAGGUUUGAGGACUUGGUUAAAUAUAGGUGGCCGUAUUUUUAUGAAGAUUUUUAUAUUAAGUUGGUACUUAUUUUAUGUGAUCGUAGGCUUGGGUAUUUCUGAAAGGUAAAUAUUUUUGUACUCUUGAAUUUUGUAGUAUCUUAAAACCUAGUUUUCCUUUUUUUAAAUAAGAAAAAAUGUUUUGGUUUUUUUU